AUGCAGAAUGACCAGCCUUGGAAUAUAAAUGACUUAUCUUCGGACGUGAAGAGAGCUCUCGCGGCAAUUGCAGAGCUACCCGAUGCUGUCUUGAAGGCAGAGCUUCUGCGACGAGAUGGCACGUCAGAUGAGACUCCAUCAUGCGGCUCGAAAUCUCGCGGGGCCUAUAAUACCCCAUUGCACGUCAUGGCACUAUUCCUCAUCCUUGUGCUCAGUACUCUAGCGUGUUCCUUUCCAGUUCUUGCCCACCGAUUCCCGCGGCUUCCAAUCCCCCGUCGCUUCCUAUUCAUAUCCAGACACUUCGGAACAGGUGUCUUGAUUGCGACAGCAUUUGUACACCUACUUCCCACCGCGUUCAUGUCCUUGACUGAUCCAUGUCUUCCUCGAUUUUGGAGUCAAUCAUAUCGUGCCAUGGCUGGAUUUGUAGCAAUGAUUUCGGUAUUUGCCGUUGUUAUUGUAGAGAUGUUCUUUGCCAUGAAAGGCGCGAAGCACAUCCAUGGAAGUGAAUAUGAUAAUCUUAUCGGCGAGGUUGGGCGUGACUCAAUCAGUCUGAGCGGAGAUCAAGAUGAAUAUUCGAGGCUUGAAGCCCGACAGGUUUCGGACAAUAUUAACUUGGAUCACGUGGGCCACAAGCCUCAGUCGCGGGCGACAAGAGCUUCAGGCUCGUCUCAUGAAUAUGACCGCUCUCCUUUGUCGGAUACAUCAGGGGACAAGGAUGACGAACUUGCCGACCUCGAUGGUCUGGAUGAUUAUAUGGAUGAUGAUCAACAGCCCAUCAACGGGCAAGCGGACCGGUCCGCGCAGCCUCACCGUCGUCAUAGAUCGCAGAUGAGCGCAAGCCACCGCCCAACUGGGUCGGACGUCCCUCUCGUGAAUCCGCAGCGCCAGCUUCUGCAAUGUCUUCUGUUGGAGGCCGGAAUCUUGUUCCACAGCAUCUUCAUUGGAAUGGCACUAAGUGUGGCAACUGGCACCUCAUUUGUUGUCCUCUUGAUUGCAAUCAGCUUCCAUCAGACCUUCGAGGGCUUUGCCCUUGGGUCGCGAAUUGCAUCGCUCAUCCCAGAUCUCUUCGCCCCGGAUUCGAUGAAGCCCUGGCUCAUGUGUCUUGCCUACGGGACCACGACUCCCCUGGGCCAAGCUAUCGGAUUGGUCUUGCACAACAUGUAUGAUCCUGCAAGCACCACAGGCCUUUUGAUGGUUGGUGUGACAAAUGCCAUCAGCAGCGGUCUGUUGCUGUUCGCUGGCUUGGUAGAACUGCUGGCAGAAGACUUCCUGAGUGAAUCUAGCUACGAGACUCUCAAGGGCAGACGGCGUGUCGAGGCCUGUGUAUCUGUUGCGGGAGGUGCCCUUCUCAUGGCGCUCGUUGGUGCUUUCGCUUGA
This is a messenger RNA of Penicillium brevicompactum, 1377 nucleotides long. RefSeq names its product putative ZIP family zinc transporter. The transcript has 3 exons. The record is from RefSeq and is a predicted model, not a curated record. Gene Ontology annotation, cellular component: plasma membrane. Gene Ontology annotation, biological process: zinc ion transmembrane transport. Lineage: Eukaryota; Fungi; Ascomycota; Eurotiomycetes; Eurotiales; Aspergillaceae. Gene Ontology annotation, molecular function: zinc ion transmembrane transporter activity. The coding region runs from base 1 to 1377 and encodes 458 amino acids.